AUGAAAGAAGGUAUUAAUGGUGGCUCUGUAUUAGCAAAGCCUAGGGUGCAUCGGAUGAUCUCCAAGUCCAAGGAAGAAGAAGAAGAAGCAUUCCUGAAGUCGCUUCCGUCGGGUUAUCGAUUCAAGCCGCUUGAUUCUGAGCUUGUUGAUUUUUAUUUGAGGAGGAAAGUUUACAAUCAACCGUUGCCACAGAAUAGAAUCAGGGAGGUUCAACUCUAUAACUAUGAUCCUGAUACCCUUACAGAGAUCAGUAAUAAUAAGUCAUCAAAUGGAGUUGUGAAUGAGUGGUAUUUCUUCACUCCAAGAGACCGCAAAUACCGCAAUGGCACAAGACCAGAGAGAGGAGCUGGCGAUGGAUUCUGGAAGGCAACUGGAGCUGAUAAGCUUGUCAAGUGUAAAGGAAAUUUAGUUGGAUUCAAGAAGACUUUAGUCUUCUGCAGGGGGAAGCAACCUCACGGUGUUAAGACGAAUUGGAUUAUGCAUGAAUAUGUAUUAAGUAAUCCUCCACCAAGAGAAAGAGCUAGUAAUGAUGACAUGAGGCUUGAUGAUUGGGUACUGUGCAGAGUGUAUAAGAAGCAGAAGGAUGCAAAGCCAAAACCUCAAACCCCUCAGCAGGGUACUGAUAAAAAACAGGAGGGAGCUGAAGUUGCAAUUCCAGCUUACACUGAAACCAAGAAGCAAGAAUAUGGGAUUUUACCUCUAUCUGAUCAACAGUUUCAAGUUGAAGACUUCAAUAUGCUGCCACAACAAACUUAUCCAAUGCCUUUUUACCACAAUAUAUAUCAUAAUUCUUCAUCUGGAGGACUCCCAAAGUUGCCUGAAUCUUUUGAUACUAUGCUGGAACCUGACUCAACCAUAUUUUCUCAGCAGGCUGCUGUGUCUGAAUAUGGUAAUUUUAUACCAACAGCCGUAGAUAUGUCACCAAUUCCUUCUGAUCAGUUCCAUUCCAUGGGCCAAGAUAAUUUUAACAUACAGCAGCAGCAGCAGCAGCAGCAAUUUUCAGAUUUCGCCAAUAAUUUUGAGUUCACAGCUGAUGAUAAAUUCCUUUUGGAUGAGGACUUUGGCUUACCAGAUAUAUAUAGAGAUUUGUAG
Durio zibethinus is the source of this 1092-nucleotide messenger RNA. RefSeq lists its product as uncharacterized. Gene Ontology annotation, biological process: regulation of DNA-templated transcription. NCBI's taxonomy places the organism in Eukaryota, Viridiplantae, Streptophyta, Magnoliopsida, Malvales, Malvaceae. Gene Ontology annotation, molecular function: DNA binding. The record is from RefSeq and is a predicted model, not a curated record.